Molecule: messenger RNA, 1709 nt
Organism: Solanum dulcamara
Lineage: Eukaryota; Viridiplantae; Streptophyta; Magnoliopsida; Solanales; Solanaceae
Product: histidinol-phosphate aminotransferase, chloroplastic
Exons: 10
Coding region: 25-1401 (458 amino acids)
Biological process (GO): L-histidine biosynthetic process
Molecular function (GO): pyridoxal phosphate binding; L-histidinol-phosphate:2-oxoglutarate transaminase activity
Source: RefSeq, a predicted model, not a curated record
UCCGUAUUUUAAAUAACAACCCAAAUGGCUACUAAUGCACUUCACCUAAAUUCAACUCACGCUCAGCCUUGGCCCAAGUCCACACAACACUCCUUUGCCUGCAAACUUUGUUCCUCUCCCGCCGGCGAAUCGAGUUGGAAUAACAAGUUUCGAUUGAUGGGUGUGAUUGAAUUAUGCAACAUUUCAUCUAUUUGCAUUGGUAGAGAAAAACCCAUUUGUUUAAUUGAAGGAAAUCAAAGGAGGAGAAUUACUUGUAUGGCCUCUUCAGUGUCAGUGAAAGAAGAGGAGAGUCAUCAGCAGAAGCAAUGUGUAAAUGGGGGUUCUUUUAUUAGACCCCAUCUUCUUAAAUUGUCCCCUUAUCAACCCAUUUUGCCAUUUGAGGUGUUGUCUACUCGUCUUGGUAGAAAGCCAGAGGACAUUGUUAAAUUAGAUGCUAACGAGAACCCAUAUGGCCCUCCUCCAGAGGUAAACGAAGCUUUGGGGGCUAUGAAAUUUCCGUAUAUUUAUCCUGAUCCUGAAAGCCGUACGUUGCGUGCGGCUCUUGCUGAAGAUUCUGGCCUUGAAUCUGAGUAUAUUCUUGCAGGGUGCGGUGCAGAUGAACUCAUUGAUUUGAUAAUGCGAUGUGUAUUGGAUCCUGGUGACAAAAUUGUUGACUGCCCACCCACUUUCACAAUGUAUGAAUUUGAUGCAGCUGUAAAUGGCGCACAUGUCAUCAAGGUGCCUAGGAACCCAGACUUUAGCCUGGAUGUAGAACGGAUUGCCGAAGUGGUUGAACGUGAGAAACCGAAGUGCAUAUUUCUGACAUCGCCUAAUAAUCCUGAUGGGAGUAUAAUUGAUGAUGAAACUCUUUUGAAAAUACUUCACCUGCCCAUAUUGGUAAUAUUGGAUGAGGCAUAUGUUGAGUUUUCUGGAAUGGAGUCUAAGAUGAAGUGGGUGAAGAAGCAUGAGAAUCUGAUUGUUCUUCGCACGUUCAGCAAAAGAGCUGGUUUAGCAGGACUAAGAGUAGGAUAUGGAGCUUUUCCACAGAGUAUCAUUGAAUUCCUUUGGCGAGCAAAGCAACCAUAUAAUGUGUCUGUUGCUGCUGAAGUUGCUGCUUGCGCUGCUUUAAAGAACCCCGCUUAUCUGGAGAAUGUGAAAGUGGCACUGGUACAAGAAAGGGAGAGGCUGUUUAAUCUCUUGAAAGAAGUCCCAUUUCUUGAUCCAUACCCUAGCUAUUCUAAUUUCAUUCUUUGUAAGGUUAUGUCUGGAAUGGAUGCUAAGAAAUUGAAGGAAGAUCUUGCGACUAUGGGAGUGAUGAUCCGUCACUACAAUAGCAAGGAGCUGAAGGGAUAUGUCCGUGUCUCUGUAGGCAAGCCCGAGCACACCGAGGCAUUAAUGAAAUGCCUCAAGCAAUUCUAUUGAUCUUGCUUGGGUUUGGAACGACAAAAUCUGAAGUGUCGUGUUUUCUUACAAUGAAAACAGAUGGUGAGUUGUCCUUUGCUAUUCAUGCUAAUUGCAAAGGAAUCAUUCUUCAGAAAUAAGUCUUUGCAUGGAAAUGAGGAGUCACAGAGUGGUCUUCAUGUGUACAUUAUGUUGAAAGCUGGCCAUACAAUGGCAUUUGUAGUUUUGUACCUUUAGACUGUCUUUUUGACCCUUGUUUGCAAAAGAUUCAGAUUGUAAUUUAUAAAAUGGUUGGACUGAUUUGAAGAAAUAUUUUAGUUUUUCCUUGA